AUGACUCAGAGGGGCAAAAGUAAACCCAAAGCCCAGUGGUGUGAGGAGGAGGUCAAUGCAUUCCUGGUCUAUCUUCAAUUGCAGGUGUCAAAGAUUGCUGGGACAACUUUCAAAGAUGAGACCUUCAAUGAGGCAGCAAAGAAACUUGUGGGACUUCAGAAGCAAGGCCCAGACAAGGACAUGGUACAGUGUAAGAGGAAAUGGCAAGCAGACAAUGUUAAUGGUGCCAAUAUUCAGGGGGAAGCGGCAGAACUCCAGUGGAACCAAUUGAUUACCACUAACAAUUCCAACAAGGUAAUGAAACCUUUCAAAAACAAUGGAUGGAGACACUGGCAAAAGAUGUCAGAUAUUCUCCCAAACAGGAGUGGUGCUCAGGGGGCAGCCGCCUACAAUCCAGCUUCCUUGGCUGCAGGGGCAUCAGCAGCUAUUCCUGUCAAUGCUGAGGCCGGUGGAUCCUCCUUAUCUGUACAAGCAUCGGAUGGUCCUAUCACUGAGGCCAGUGGAUCUGGACUUGAAGUCGCUGCUGUGCCACAAGCUGGAUGGGACCAGAUCAAGUCAGCCCUCCCAUCCAUCACUCCUGGAGUUGCUAGAAGUUCUAUGAAUGUCCCUCCUCCCUCCUCUUCUAUUGCGCCCUCCAGUAUGGGCAAAUGCUUGCAUUCCAACAUAAUUUUGUCCCCCAGCACCGCCCAAACUACAACCUCACUUGUAGAUUCAUCCCACGCCUCCAAUGUCAACAAAAAGCCAAAGUUGUCGACACACGGUAAAAGUCAAGCUGGCCGCAGUCACAAAGGCUCUAGGGCUGCCAAAGAUGCUGCCAGCACUGCCAUCUUCAUGAACCUGCAAGGUUCCAUCAACAGCCUGACAGACAGCCUUCGCAAAUCAGCAUCCAACACUGACCAAAAUGAAACUGGGGUGUUGGAUGAAAGGCUAGAGGCUGUGCUUGCCAUGCAGGAGAAGGAACUGAUUUCAGAAGAUGAGUCCGUUACCCUCAUAAACAUGUUCACAAGGAGCCCAGCAGUAUGCUCCAUCUACUUGGCUGCCAAGCCUGAAAGACGGAUCCCCUACUUGCGAUCUGUUCUUGACCAGGCUGCCAGGGGGGAAUUUGGAUGUUCUGGUAGUCCUCCCACAUCUCUGCGGCCAUGCGAUCGUGAAACACAUUCACAUUUACAUCAUCGUCAACGAUUGGAUCAGUAUCAUCAGGACCACCUUGAGCAGGUUGGCCCUGAUGGGUAG
Messenger RNA from Suillus discolor, 1233 nucleotides. RefSeq lists its product as uncharacterized. The record is from RefSeq and is a predicted model, not a curated record. NCBI's taxonomy places the organism in Eukaryota, Fungi, Basidiomycota, Agaricomycetes, Boletales, Suillaceae. The transcript is spliced from 4 exons. Bases 1 to 1233 code for a protein of 410 amino acids.